Messenger RNA from Paecilomyces variotii, 424 nucleotides. RefSeq lists its product as hypothetical. The coding region runs from base 62 to 295 and encodes 77 amino acids. The transcript has 2 exons. NCBI's taxonomy places the organism in Eukaryota, Fungi, Ascomycota, Eurotiomycetes, Eurotiales, Thermoascaceae. The record is from RefSeq and is a predicted model, not a curated record.
CAUCUAUACCGCGAAGGAUUUUCAAACUGCGGAGAACUACGCUCAUGCGAACGGUGCUGUGAUGGUUUUCAAAGACCCUGACUUCCGAGGCCUUGAUGUCUGGCAAUCUGACGUAUCUGAUUGGGGCUCUCUAAUUGCUCACCGGCUACAAACUCCACAUCAAUAUAUCAAAGUGCCGGAGAGCUACAAGAAGUCGGAUAAUAUCAUCGGACUACUUUCACUUGACGGGUCUAAAGUCCACACGAUGUCAGUGGCAUCUUCAAGGUCAUCUGGAUUCUCAGAUGAACGAAGUUAGCAACACUGUAUAAAACUUGCGGGGCCCAAUUGUUGGGCAUGUAAUACCUGGCAGCCACAAAUCUGCCAUGUGAUUGCUCUCGAAGAUACACAGACGGGACAUAUCUUCAAGUGUUCAAGGUGAAUUGAA